Messenger RNA from Parathielavia appendiculata, 3159 nucleotides. RefSeq names its product FabD/lysophospholipase-like protein. Gene Ontology annotation, biological process: glycerophospholipid catabolic process. The record is from RefSeq and is a predicted model, not a curated record. Gene Ontology annotation, molecular function: A2-type glycerophospholipase activity. NCBI's taxonomy places the organism in Eukaryota, Fungi, Ascomycota, Sordariomycetes, Sordariales, Chaetomiaceae. Gene Ontology annotation, cellular component: cytosol. The coding region runs from base 214 to 2694 and encodes 826 amino acids. The transcript has a single exon.
UGCGAAAGCUGGAAAGCUUUCACCAAGUUCGAGUUCGGCUCAGCAGCUUCUAACGAACCACCGCGCACGCUGGGGAUCUCGCGCUCUGGAGAAAAGAAGAAAUCGCAGGCUUGAUUUUUUUUUGGACCGUCAAACAUGUUGGCAUUGGGCGGCACAAUGCAAGGGCACCGAUAACCACAGACAAUCGUGUGUGCUCGCUUUCACACGACCACAAUGCAGCUUCGCGCCGGAAACUUGCUGCGCUUCAACCGCUUGGGCCCCUCAGCCUGUUUUCUAAGACAUGCUGCAUUUGCUACGCAAAGGAAGCGGCCGCAAAUCCUGGACAAUAAUAGCUUGGGACAACUCUCUUUCGGCCGGCAACCCUCUCGUCACCUGUUCUUAUUGCCCCGACAACGCCGGUCGAAAGUGCGCGCUUCCAAGCUCGUAUCGGUGACACUCGCCAGCGCUCUGCUUGCAUUGUGGCUAUACCCGACUGAUGCCUUGCAGCACACUGACUCCAGGGCGAGAUUGGGCUCUGAGAACCCGGGAGAUGGCGCUGAUGAGCAUGACCGUGAAGCCGACCAGGCCGACUUGGCCAAGUUCACACAGAACGUCAGCGCUCUCUCUUUUGUACCCUCGACAGAUGGGCUGUCCGAGAAGGUCGUCGACCUGAUCAUGCCGGAGUGGAUAAAAUCUGUCCCCGGCUACAUCAGGAAACUACAGCGCGAGAUGAACAUGGAGCCCGGGUCGCUGGCGGCAGAGAUAUGGCGGGAAGCUCACGACCCCUUUACACACCCCGAGAUUCAAUAUGCGGCGAAGGUCCGCGUGUCGAACGAGCUGUGCGACGAGGAAAAGACCUUCUUGGAGCGGAGGCGGAUGAUGAUUGUGCCUGCGUUGGCACGGUUUUUGAGGAUUGACGAGGAGGAUAUCCAUCCGGACGAUGUCCCGACUAUUGCCAUGUGCGGCUCCGGAGGUGGUCUGAGAGCCCUGGUCGCAGGAACGGGCUCUUUCCUGGCGACCACGGAGGAUGGACUUUUUGACUGCGCGACAUACGUCUCAGGCGUGAGCGGCUCCUGCUGGCUGCAGUCCCUCUACUACUCCUCGGUCACAGGAACCAGUUUUGAAAAGGCCAUUGAUCAUCUCAAAGAGCGUCUCGGCACCCACAUUGCCUACCCACCGGUGGCCUUCAACGCGUUGACAUCGUCACCGACGAACAAGUACUUGUUGAGUGGGCUGGUAGAGAAGCUCAAAGGUGACUCCGGUGCGCAGCUUGGCCUCGUCGACAUCUACGGCAUGCUCUUAGCCGCAAGGCUGUUGGUCCCUAAGGGGGAAUUAGGAGUGGACGAGAAAGACUUCAAGCUGUCGAAUCAGCGGGAGUUUGUGCGCUAUGGUCAAAAUCCGCUCCCCAUCUAUACUGCUGUGCGGCAUGAGAUACCGGAGCUGGAUUCUCCCGACUAUGGCGGGCCAGGGUCGAUCUCAGAGGAGGCCAAAGACAGAGCCAAGAGAGAGGCCUGGUUCCAGUGGUUUGAGAUUACCCCAUACGAGUUCUUUUGCGAAGAGUUCUCUGCUGGUAUUCCCACAUGGGCCAUGGGGCGCAGGUUCAAGAAUGGGUCAGACGUGCCUUCAACGACAGGGUUCCGUCUGCCGGAGAUCCGCAUGCCCUUACUCCUGGGGAUUUGGGGGAGCGCAUUCUGUGCCACUCUGAGUCACUACUACCGAGAGAUCAGGCCAGUCAUCAAAAGUCUUCACCAAUCGCUAGAUGAGCUUAUUUGGGGCCACAACAAGGAUCUCAGCAAGGUUCAUCCCAUAGAGCCAGCCAACAUCCCGAAUUUUGUGCACGGAAUGUACGGCCAACUGCCCGAAACCGUUCCCCAAGCUGUUUACGACAACGAAUACAUCCAGCUUAUGGACGCGGGAAUGUCAAACAAUCUUCCCAUCUACCCGCUGCUCCGGCCGGGCCGAGAUGUCGACAUCAUUAUGGCGUUUGACGCUUCCGCCGACAUCAAGACCGAUAAUUGGCUCUCCGUGGCCGAAGGUUACGCUCGGCAGCGAAAAAUCAAGGGAUGGCCGGUGGGAAUCGGUUGGCCCAAACCCGCCGGAACCCCGUCCCAGGCCGCCGUCGAACUCGAGCAAGCUGAGGUUCACUCAGCCGUCGAGGCCGAAGGCAGAAUCAACAAAGCCAAAACGGACCAAGCUGCCCGCCACGCCGAACCCAGCCCGGCCCAGACAGCCAAAAAGCCGGGAGACCAACCCAUCAAACCCGAAAGCCAGCGCCAGACCGAAGCAGCCGCCGAACUGGGCUACUGCACCGUCUGGGUCGGCACAACGCAGGAACGCUCGUCCGACCCGCCACCGCCGCCCGUCGACGACACCUCCACCUGGCGGCUGAUGGAUCCAGACGCGGGCAUCACCGUUAUCUACUUGCCCUUUCUCGCCAACGAGAAAGCCGUGCCCGGCGUCGACGUGGCCGUCAGCGAUUACAUGAGCACGUGGAAUUUUGUGUACACGCCGCAGCAAAUUGACGAGGUCGUUGCGCUGGCCAGGGCGAACUACGCCGAGGGGAGGGAGCGGAUACGCGCUACGGUGCGGGCGGUGUAUGAGCGGAAGAAGAAGAGGCGGUUAAAGCGGGAGCGGAGAGAGGAGGAGGACGGGUUCAGGAGGGCUAUGAGGAGGAGGGUGAUAGGGAGCCUGGGAGAGGGCGAUCAUUUCAGUUGAAGUAGGGCCCGUGUUGGAGGCGAUUGGUGAUGGUUUCUGGUACCCUUUGUUUGGGAGGACAGGGCGAGGCGUGUACAAGUGAUGGAUCACCAAUGCUUUUUGUUUUCGCUUGGUUCGUCCUCAACACCACUCCCCAUGGCAGCUGCUUCUGCUACGGCCGAGACGGUUUGAAUGGUGAGGAACUUUGUCGGCGGAUUUCACUCGAUGGAUCGAAGGCGCAAGCGCUCUUCGGGGGCUCAGUAUUGUUGAGCGGGCGUGUCGACUUUGGCUGGUGCUGUCGGGUUCCGAUGACUGUUGCAUUCUUGUUGUUCUUGAGAUUUCAAUCCCUAUUGUUGCAGUUCCAAGCGCUGGCGCCGUCGUUGGGGUUCCCACCUUGCUCUUCUGAGUUUAUUGAUCUCAUAGCAGGGCGCUGUGAUACAAGUGCCGUUUGAUCCUAGCAAAAAUAGAAUAUGGGAUGAAUGCCUC